This is a messenger RNA of Eurypyga helias (sunbittern), 1184 nucleotides long. It is a transcript of the gene SFXN1, whose product is annotated as sideroflexin 1. The transcript has 10 exons. Bases 6 to 974 code for a protein of 322 amino acids. Gene Ontology annotation, cellular component: mitochondrial inner membrane. The record is from RefSeq and is a predicted model, not a curated record. Lineage: Eukaryota; Metazoa; Chordata; Aves; Eurypygiformes; Eurypygidae. Gene Ontology annotation, molecular function: monoatomic ion transmembrane transporter activity. Gene Ontology annotation, biological process: serine import into mitochondrion; monoatomic ion transport.
UGAAGAUGUCGGCAGAUAUACCCUUAAAUAUUAAUAUCAAGGAGCCUCGAUGGGAUCAAAGCACUUUCAUUGGACGAGCCAGUCACUUCUUUACUGUAACAGACCCCCGGAAUAUUUUGUUAUCUGAUGCCCAGCUGGAAAAUGCAAGAAGAAUUGUUCAUGAUUACAGGCAAGGUAUUGUAGCACCUGGCUUGACAGAAGAUGACUUGUGGAGAGCAAAAUACAUCUAUGAUUCAGCCUUUCACCCAGACACUGGUGAAAAGAUGGUCUUGAUUGGCCGAAUGUCAGCUCAGGUACCCAUGAACAUGACUAUCACAGGUUGUAUGAUGACCUUUUAUAGAACGACACCAGCAGUGGUUUUCUGGCAGUGGAUUAACCAGUCCUUCAAUGCUAUAGUAAAUUACACCAACAGGAGCGGUGAUGCCCCAAUUACUGUCAGCCAGCUGGGAACAGCCUAUGUUUCUGCCACCACGGGUGCUGUUGCAACAGCUUUAGGACUUAAUGCGCUGACAAAGCAUGUCUCACCUCUUAUAGGACGGUUUGUUCCUUUUGCUGCUGUUGCUGCUGCAAACUGCAUUAAUAUUCCACUGAUGAGACAAAGGGAACUCAAGUUUGGAAUCCCUGUCACGGAUGAGAACGGGAACAGACUGGGUGAAUCCACAAAAGCAGCUCAGCAGGCAAUUACCCAGGUGGUUAUUUCAAGGAUUCUUAUGGCUGCUCCUGGCAUGGCGAUUCCUCCCUUUAUAAUGAAUACAUUGGAGAAGAGAGCCUUUUUAAAGAGAUUCCCUUGGAUGAGCGCUCCCAUUCAAGUUGGAUUAGUUGGCUUCUGCCUUGUGUUUGCAACACCCCUGUGCUGCGCACUGUUUCCUCAGAAAAGUUCUAUGUCUGUAACACACUUGGAGCCAGAAUUGCAAGCCAAGAUCCGAGAAAACAGCCCUGAACUAGAACGUGUAUACGUUAAUAAAGGAUUAUAAUACAAGGAAGGGAAAAUACCUUUCAAGGAGGAUCUUAUGAACUUAUUUUCAAAUUAUGUGCCAACAUACCUAAAGACAAGAAGUCACUUUUUACAUGUUGGUUUGUUAAACAACUUCAAUCAUCAUCUGCAUUAUAGUUGAAGUCCUCGUUGUAGUGUUUAAAUUAUAAAAGGUCAUUUUGUCCACUUUGGUAUUAAAAGUUUAACCAUA